AUGCAGGUUGAUGAAAAUAGAAAUGGUGUUAAGGACUAUCAGUGUACAUCUGUAGAGGUCAAUGGUCCAACACUGUAUAGAUAUGCAGAGGCCAGAAGUGCCCUCAAUGGAAUUAUUCUAGAUGUUAAUCUUCCUGGACAAUAUUCAUCUCUUGUCAUCAUUAAUAAAGAAGACAUCACUGUUGCCUUGGUAAUCACUUCAUCAGCACCAUCAACUGCUACUCUCAACAAGAUUCAUAUACAGUCUGAUAACAGUGGAAGAUGUUAUGAGAUGGUUGAACUUGAUACUAUUGGUGACCUCCUAAAAGAUGCUUAUAUCAACAAUGAGAGUGAGGAGCUAUAUAUUCUGACAAAAAGAGAGGUUAUGAAACUAGCUGUUGUCAACUGCAGCCAGUAUGAGACCUGUGGUGAAUGCCUUGGCCCAUCCAAUGAUGAAGGAGAUCCUUUCUGUGGAUGGUGCAUCUUUGAGACAAAAUGUAGUAGAGCCAGUGAAUGUAGUGACGGUACAAAUCGACUUCAGUAUAACGAGGACUGCAUCGCCAUCAACAGUUUAAGUUCAGAUUACCAGGAAAUAGACGACAAUCCUCAGAUGGUCAGAUUCAGUGUCUCUCAACUGCCGACUCCAGUCUCUGACUUUAAUUACACUUGUCGGUUUGAUGAAAUUGCUACUGACACAAAAGUUAGUGGCAUGAGUAUUAACUGCUCGACCCCCGCAGUAGAUGAUAGGCCUGAAAUACCAAACGGUGAAAAUUCUGUUACCAUGGAGCUUGGUGUUUAUUCUAAUUCACAACGUGUUGUCAUUGUCAAAGCAGAUUACGACUUCUUUAGUUGCUCAGCAAUAAAAAGUUGUUCAGAAUGUACAUCAAGUGAAUGGGGCUGUGACUGGUGUGUAUAUGCAGGCAGAUGUACAUUGAAUGGGGCCUCCAUCUGCACCACAGUCGAUGAAAAUGUAGUAGGAAAUGGAGAAGGAGGAUCGUGUCCUCAAUUGGACGAUGUGUCAACGGAAAUCUUGAUACCUGUUGGUCUGAGACGGGUUAUACAUCUUACUGGCACCAACCUUCCCAGCACUGCCAAUCCAACACAGGUGGAUUACAAGUGUGUCCUGAGCAGAGAUGGAAUACCAUUCAAAACGGUUUCCGUAAGCAAUGUCAAUAGCACAUUUGUGGAAUGUGAGGAAACAGAGUACGAUUACGAUUCAUCGGAUGGUCUAGAAAUAAAAGUCAGCAUUGGUGUGGAGUACCUGUCUAGCGGUGUUUUCAUCGAUAACAAAAAUAAUACAGUCACCUUGUAUAACUGCUCUGUGAAUGGAAUGAGCUGUCGUAGUUGCGUGACGCCGGAAAUCAGAGUGGCGCUAGGGUGUGGAUGGUGCGAGGGAACUUCAACCUGUCAAGUGAAUGUCGAUGAUAGACAGUGUGAGAGCAAUUUCUUGGGAAGAGGAGAUUCUACCAGUUGCCCAAAUGCUGUAAUUACUAAAAUCUUCCCAGUCUCUGGUCCAAUUGAAGGGAAUACCACACUGACGAUCAGCGGAACAAACCUUGCUGCACAAUUUGAUGAGAUUUCUAAUAUCACAGUGGCAACAGUUGAAUGCAUUGCUACCAACCUCACCUUCAACCCUGGAACCAGCAUUGACUGUGUGACUGGAAGCUCACAUAAUGAGACUUUGGAAGGACCUGUAACUGUUGUGUUCAGCUUUGGAUCUGAUACGUCAGAGGAAUCCUUCUCAUACAGGAACCCUAGUGUAAGUGAAUUCUCACCUGUAACUGGGAUAGCAGCUGGAGGAACUGAGCUUGAAAUCAGUGGAAAUGACUUGAAUACUGGGAGAGACAUCAGGGUUUUUGUUGGGAAUGCUGAGUGUAAAAUCACAGAGAACAGUAUAACAUCUGAGCUGAUAAGAUGUUUAACUGGAAGAUCUGAUCAGGGCGAUUUUUCAGUUACCGUGAGCUUUGAUGGAGCAGAGAGAGUGUUGCCUGGUGGAUAUCUAUAUGCACCUAAUCCUUCUAUUGAAGAUUACGCACCCAAGGAAUCCAUCAUGUCUGGUGGAAUAGAGCUGACUGUGUCUGGGACAGGGUUCUCUAUUUUACAGACUGCAGAACUACAACUAACCUCUAGUGACACGACAAUCAUUGAGGAAUGCUUAAUAAUCUCUGAUUCAGAGAUUAACUGCCUGACUCCAAACGUGACUGCAUUAGACCUGACACCAGCCUCAUCACGCCGCCGAAGACAAGCUGCCCCUGUAGGAAUUUCUUUCAUCUUGGAUGGUCUGGUUUCCCCAGCUGAUAAUCUGGAAUUUUACCCUGAUCCUGUGUAUGACACAAUGAAUGUUGUCAUCAAAAUUCCUGGAGAAAUAGUGACACUUACAGGAGAAAACCUCAACAGACCAUCAGAGAAUAUUGAAGAGUUUGUGACUGUUUGCAUGGGUCAGGGAAAGUGUGAGGUGACCGAGGCCACACCAACUUCAUUGAAUUGCUUGUCUCCUGCAAAACAACCAGAGAAUGGGAUAUGUAAAGGGAAUGCUACCGAUUUCCUUAACGACAUCAAUGUUGUGGUGUUUCAUGGGGAGAACAUCAGGCAGUACAUAGGCAGUGCCACCUAUGACACAAGCAGUAAUGACAUUGCUAUCAUCGUUGGUGCGUCCGUCGGAGGUGUUGUCUUAUUCAGUAUUGUCCUCUUCCUUGCCUUUGUGGGCAUUGGGCAUAGGAACUACAAAGCCACGAUCAUGAAGACUGAAAUGGAAAUGGAGAACCUUAUGCAGAACUCAAGGAGAGAGGUCAUGACAGGUUUCUUCAUUGACCAAGAGAUGACUGAUAUUGAGGAUCAGCUCAAGGGGCUAGGCAUGCCAUUCGUCAGCAACCAUGACUACAUGAAGAGCAUGUUAUUCUUUGGUUUGGAUGUCAAGCCAGACGAUCAAGACCCAGAGAUACCAAGCGAGUCAGAGGAGAUGGCUAUGAUUGCGUUCUCUAAACUUCUCAGCAACAAAGAUUUCCUGCUCAUUUUUAUUAAAGCACUUGACAAAUGCAGGAAAAUCACUACAAAAGAAAAGGCUAAUAUAGCAUCGCUGCUCACGGUAGUUCUUGUCAUGGAAAAGAAGUUUAAAUAUUUCACAGAUGUCCUGACAACUCUAAUGAGUGAUACAAUGGGAGAAGCAGCAGACAGACAGAGGCUAAAACAACUAUUUAAAAGGACAGAAUCUUUGGAAGAUAAAAUGCUGAACAACUGGAUUGCUUUAGCUAUGUUUAAGUUCAUUAAGGAAUCUGCUGGUGAGCCAUUGUACAAACUCUAUCAAGCUAUCAAGAUUCAAUGUGAGAAAGGACCUGUGGAUGCCCUGACUGGACAGUCUUACUUCUCCCUCAACUUUGACAAUCUCCUCACAGAGAGCCAAGAAUUUGAAGAAGUGACUUUGAAUGUAGAAAGUGAGUUAGGACCUGAGGAGGUGAGGGUGUUGAACGUGGACACCAUAACACAGGUCAAAGAGAAGAUUCUAGAUGCCAUGUACCGUAAGAAGCACACCAAGUAUCAACGCAGCGCUAGAGAGGUGGAUCUCGUUGUAAGGAGUGGUCAAACCGGACAGCUAGUCCUCAGUGACUAUGACACAUCAUCACACCCAUCUCUGGGAUGGUGUGAAGUCAAUACCAUCAAGCAUUAUGGGAUUCAAACAGGAUCACGGGUUGGUCUUACCGACAAACAAUCUGAGCCUAACUCUGAUCCUGUACCAAUGAAUGAUGCUGCUAAUAACCUAUUCACCUUGUUUCCAGAAUUUCAUAAGCAUUCUAAAGAUGAUACUAAACGUCAGUCAGUGCGUGUAACUGGUCACCAUGACUACUCGUCUCAUGAUCUUGAGAAAGGUCCUCAGGGCCUCAAAUACUAUCACUUGGUCCAAUCUGAUGAUAUUGAGGAGGAUGAAGAGAAGGAAGAAGGAUUCUGCGACAAAAUGCAGCGUGUAUUGUGCUUCAAGGGUACGCAGGGAAAGCGCAAGAUUCGAGAGAUCUAUCUUCAGAGACUAGUUUCUGUCAAGCAAUCUAUCAACAACUUUGUGAAUGAUGCGCUAAAGGCCAUGUUUACUAUCCAGGAAAAUGGCUAUGAGAACAACCUGAAUAACAUCCCCUUUGCUCUCAGAUUCCUCUUCAAUUUCUUUGAUGAGGAGGCCAGUCGAUAUGAUGAGGACGAAUCUACUACCUGGAAAAACAAUAUCUUGCCUCUUCGUUUCUGGGCAACAAUCCUUGCACAUCCAUCCUUCAUCUUCAACAUGCGUCAGUCGCGCACUGCUGAUGCCUCUGUUACUGUCUUGAAUCAGAUGCUGGAUAAUGCAGCCAAGGGAGUGGUCCCUAAACUAAAGAUGAACUCCUCUCCAAGUAGGCUUCUGUUUAACCGCGAGCUGCCUUCACACAUUGAUCUCCUUGUCACCUACUAUCACAACAUCAAACAGAGCGGAGGACUAGAAGAAGUAGACUUGAAGGAAGAAUGUUCACGUAUUGACGUAGAAUUCACUGGAUUGUUCAGCCGUUUGACAACACUCCGGAAGCUCUAUGAAAGUAUUCGUACACAUGAAGAAAUACUUGUGGAGGCCCUUGAGAAAGAUGAAAUAUGCAGUCAAAAUCACUUUGCCAGCAGCUUGGAGAGAGUGGGCAACACUUUGUAUCAAACAGAGGAUUAGAUCCUACCUGUAUCUUUAACUCAUCCAGUGGCAUGCCAAAGAUGUUUCAAAAGGUCAAAUUGACAUUUAUGUUUGGUAUGUGUGUAUUUAAUGUCAAAUGUAAUUGAAUAGAUGUUUCCCAAUUUAUGACCAUUAAUUUUAAACGUUCAAACUAAUCCUUUGUAUUAAUAAUUCUGCUUGAUUAUCUUUUUUCUUUUCUUUUUUCCUGACAAACAAAUAUAUAAUUUUUCUUUGUUAUUAUAAGUUUCUUUUUAGUUAAAUAUAUACAGACUUUGUAAAAUGUUGCAUUUAUGCUCGACUGACUAUACCAUUUUGUUGUUCAUUUUUCUGAAGAUUAAAAAUGUGAAGAACAUUAAUUGGAAUUUCAUUUUUAACAUAAGGUUACAAUCGCUUUAGAUACUUGUAAAGCAUGAUUAAAGAAAAUUAAAGAAUUGUAUCCAUCAUGUGUUUGCUACAGUGCCAUGUUCGCUUCAUAUUGCCUGCUUUCUCAAAAAGUAGAAAAGGACCACAUGUUUGUUUUUUUUAAGUAGAAAAGACAUGUUUAUCAGAACCAGUAAACUUGUGCAUUUUGUCAUGAUUGUUGAAUGGAGGAUGAUGGGACUAAAUGCACUACAGAGUAAUAAAUAUGAAUUCUUAAUUGGAUAUAAAUUAGUAAUCUGCUCUAUAGACUAUUCCAUAUCAAAUGGUAUAGGGGAAUCAAUAAAAGGAUCACGAAAUUCAAGUAAUGCAGUGAAAAUAUAUGUUAUAAUUUAUAUUGAUUUUUCCAUUCUGGAUGUGCAAUUACAGUAUGUAUUGAUUACUUGUAUAGAUGCUUUUAUCGAGAGAUGAACUUAAGUAUUGGAAAACAUACUUUGAAAAAUAUAUUACAAUGAUAUACAUCCGUAUUGUAGUUCACAUAAUUUUGUUCAUUUUCAUCUUUUAUACAAGAGAGUUAUACUCUUAUUCAAGACAGCUGGCAUCUGUUUCAACUCGGUUGACAAUAUAUGGACAUGUACAUAUAUGUGUGUAUACAUAAAUAUGAUUUUCAUGUGUUUUUUUUUUACUUGUUAUUUAGAGUUUGACUUUGUGGUUGCUCUUUAAGUGAAAUGUUUACCAGUCACUUGUAAAAGUAUGAUGGGAAGGCUCAUUGAAGGGUUAGAAAAAAAAAUUAUCAAACUUGAGAAAGGAUUUUUGAUGUAUUUUGCUUUAUUUCACUUUUUUGAUGUAUGAUCAUAUUAUAUCCUUAUAAUAAAAAAAGUAAAGUGCACCUUAGAUAUGGCAUUGAAAGUAUGACAUUUUUUGUGCCCCCCCCCCCCUCUCCCCCCAAGAUUGGAAUUGUGUUUUUAGGUGCUUGAUAUAUUACUUUAGACAAUUGCCCCCUUCUUUGAGAACAUCAAUUCUGAAGAAAUAGUCCCCUCAUUUAUGAAAUCCUUCAUCCCACGCUGUCUUCAAGCAAAUGUGAUGCUGAUAUGAAGUGAAUUUCAAAUACUUCUCAAAUAUGAAUUAUUUUGUGUUUAUAGUUUAAUUGCUGGCAGAGUGUUAAUUAAUGUACUUUGUUUUUUACUUAUUCCAAAGUUCAGUCGCAGCUUGUCUGUUUAAUUGAUUAUGUGUCAAUUAAAUUUGUUAAUUGUAUUAUAGAUACAUUUAUAUCAUAUGUAACAAUUUUCUCAGAUUUUUUUUUACAUGAAUAAAUGGUUCUGCUGGACAGUGGUAUGUACUACAUGAAGGAAAAUAUCCUUUAGUUACUAAUUACUUUUUUAUAACAUUUUAUUAACAAAAUAAAUUAAGCAUGCAAUUUUUGUCUUUUUCAAAAUGUUUGUCAUAAUUAUAUAUAAAUAUACUCCUGAAUGAAUACUAUAUAUAUGAAGAGUAUACAUGUGUGUUAUGCAGUUAAAUGUGUAUUAUCAUGCAAAUGGUACUUACGAUCAUAAUAAUAAUACAUUGCUUCAUGUACUUGCAUUUGUGUACAAAUAUAUAUUUUUUUAUAUUUGUUUUUGUAUAUUUUUGUUUGUUUCCUAUAAAAUUUGGAAAACUUAAAUUUUUAUAAUUAAAGUAUAUAUAAUAAUAAUAAUCCUGAAAUAGGUUACAGAGCAGGCAAAGGGUGAGAGAAUUGUGAUGAUUUUUCAGUGUUGCUUGUAGUUAAUUGAAAUGAUAUUUCAACUGAAAUUAUGUGCUUCUUUAAUAACCUAAGUUAACCCAAACCAUUUUUGUAUCCAGAUGUGUUGCUUAAAAUGACCCAAAAUGAAGCAACAUGAUCAGCACUAUUACAAACAAUGGGAGAGUGAUAUUUUUCAGGAUAGAUGUAAUGUAGUGUUUUAGUUUUACAAAAUGUCUUCCUGAAAUAAUGAAGAAUAGGAAUAUAAUGUGCACUGAGGAUGGCUUUGUAAUUCUGAUUGGCUGCUUAGCAUUGUUAUCAUGGUAGUUAUAAUUGGAUGACAAAGUUACUAUAAUAUAGUAUCUUUUAUGCAACAGGGCCUUGGACAUACUCCUUCGUUUUCAAAGAAGUUUCCCUAAGAACUGUGUAUACCAAUUAGUAAAGAGGAAUGGAAAAGUCUUUAGUCUGUUAACAAAGCCUUGGGUUGAAAUUGAAUCAUAGCCCAAGCGUCCUUUGUCAAGACAUUAAUAUGCAUGUACCUCUCUCCACCCUGGUGUUAAAAGGAUACCCAAUAAGAUGCAGGUGCUGAUGUCUUUGGAUUAUAAGUAUUAGAGACUAAACUGAUCAUUGCUGGAAAUAAACUUCAGGGAGUAGAGAUUGUCCAUGCAUGGUGGCAAGCUAGAAUUCAGUGACUGGGUUAUAUAUUUGUAAAGUGCGGAGAGACAUAAAAGCAAUUUUACUACCUAAACAUAUACAUAGCUAGCAUUGAAUGAUUUUAGAUGAUAACAGGAAAUCUGUAUCCAUACAUACAUAUAUUACUAGUAUUGGUUUAGAUGACCAUGCUUUGUACAUAAGCAUACAAUUGACAGUUGCAAGAAUGAUAAAAUAUGGGUGCAGAUUUAAUCAAAUUUACUUUUCUUCAAUAUUUUCUUAAUCGCACUGACCUUACGAUCAGCAGUUCAAAAUUCUCCAAUAUGGCUAGUAAUUCUCAUAAUUUGGGGUAGGCCAUAUGAGAAUGUAUUUACACAGGUGCUUGCCAGUUAUAUGAUUGAUGAUACAUAUUUACUCACAUUGAAUCAGAUGCAAAUCUCCGUCUCUGCCUACUGGAUUGAUUUUGAUGAUAAUGUUUUGAAAAUUAUCUUUCUCUUUACUCCCAGUAAAGUAGUGUUAUAUUAUUGUUUUUUUACUACUUAGUCUCUGAUGUUUAAUCUUCUGGCUGUGUUUGAGUUUAUCUAGUAUAAUGGGGAUAGGUAAAACUCAUUGUGUUUUUUAUAAGUAUGAUGCACGAUAUAUAUAUGCAUACAUCCUACGUAAGGCGAAGUCUAUGUAUGGGUUUAUUCCGUCAUAAUACACGUUUAGACGUUAAGGCGAAGGUAGAGGGCGUUAAGGCGAAUUUCGAACAACGAAAAAAGACAAAAAAUUUGCCUUCAGAUAAAUAUAUAUAUAUAUAUAGUCAACUCAAAUUGACAAAGGUUUAACAUAUCAAUUUGUUGAUGAUAUAUCACAGUAUAUUGAUGAUUAUCCAGCUGAAUAAAUAAUAUCACAUUCCAAUUUUUUUAAAUUAGAUAGAUUUAUAAGGUGCACACUGACUAAAAAAUAAGUUUGACCGUAAUUUUUGUCAAUUUACCAGAUAUAUCAGUACUUAUAUUAUUGAAUUGAUUUGUAUUGGCUCUCAUGGCAUGCUCUUCCUAUCAAUAAAAUGAACAAAUGUA
This is a messenger RNA of Lytechinus pictus (painted urchin), 8436 nucleotides long. RefSeq names its product plexin-B1-like. The transcript has 37 exons. Lineage: Eukaryota; Metazoa; Echinodermata; Echinoidea; Temnopleuroida; Toxopneustidae. Gene Ontology annotation, molecular function: semaphorin receptor activity. The record is from RefSeq and is a predicted model, not a curated record. Gene Ontology annotation, cellular component: plasma membrane; semaphorin receptor complex. Gene Ontology annotation, biological process: semaphorin-plexin signaling pathway involved in axon guidance; regulation of cell migration. Bases 1 to 4650 code for a protein of 1549 amino acids.